AUGAACUUGACCUCCUCCCCUCCAGUGAUACCCCCGAUGCAGAAACUCCAGUGCGUCGUCCAGACGUACGCAUGGGGAAAACUCGGACUCGAGAGCUCCGUAGCGCAGCUCAUGGAGGCAGGAGACGCUUCAUUCAAGGCCGACCGGGGGACCCCGUACGCCGAGCUCUGGAUGGGGACCCAUGCAAACGGUCCGUCGCGCGUGUUGCGCGAAGGUACCCACGAGUCACCUCUACUAAGUGAAUGGCUCCAGCAGCUCCACCGAGGAGGCUCUGAAGAGCCACGAGAUCUGCCCUAUCUGUUCAAGGUCUUGUCCGUACGCAAGGCGCUGUCCAUUCAAGCCCAUCCGGACGUGAAGCUCGCGGCCAAAUUGCACGCCAAGUUCCCGGAGAUGUACAAGGACGCGAACCAUAAACCCGAGAUGAUCAUUGCAAUCACGCGCUUCGAAGCGCUGUGCCAGUUUCGGGAUAUUCACGAGAUUGUGACGCACCUCGAGACUGUUCCUGAGUUUCGAGCGCUCGUGGAUCCAGAGAUUACGCAGCAGUUACGAGCGCAGCAGAACGAAGCGUCACUGCGCGUGUUCUUCCGCUCGUUUAUCUAUGCCGAGCCAGACACUAUUGUAGCGCAGUUGCAAACCCUGCGGGCACGUCUUGAAACGUCGUCAGAUUUGACUGCAAUGGAGAAGAUGGUGCUUCGUUUGGACGAUGAACACCCGGGCGACAUUGGCUGCUUUUGUCCAUUCCUGCUCAAUUAUGUCGCGCUGGAACCCGGUGAAGCCAUGUUCCUCCAUGCAAAUGAGCCCCAUGCGUACCUCUCCGGUGACUGCAUCGAGUGUAUGGCGUGCUCUGACAACGUUGUCCGUGCUGGGCUGACUCCGAAAUUUAUGGACAAAGAGACGCUGCACUCGAUGCUGACGUACCACACGGGCAAGCCGCAUGUGUACAAGGGCGAGAGUCAGGGCGCUGGUGUUGCACGGCUGUAUAGCUCUCCAGCCCCUGAAUUUGAGGUCGAGACCGUUGAGCUGAAACCCGAUCAACGGUAUAAGCUGCCAGCACGAAAAGGUGACUCGAUCGUUCUCGUCACUUGUGGUAGUGGCUCGAGGAUGGAUCAUCCGAAUGGUACAGCCGACGGUCAGUUGAUAUCUAAGGGCGAGGUGUACUUCUUAUCAAAAGAAGAGGUUCUGGAGAUCAGAGGCGGCAGCGAUGAAGGAAUUACAAUAUUUCGCGCGUCUCCGAACGAAAGCUUAUCUUCAUCGUAG
This is a messenger RNA of Peronospora matthiolae, 1257 nucleotides long. Lineage: Eukaryota; Oomycota; Peronosporomycetes; Peronosporales; Peronosporaceae. The record is from the annotation of a GenBank genome assembly.